Neoarius graeffei (lesser salmon catfish) is the source of this 6481-nucleotide messenger RNA. It is a transcript of the gene kdm2aa, whose product is annotated as lysine (K)-specific demethylase 2Aa. Gene Ontology annotation, biological process: protein demethylation; regulation of transcription by RNA polymerase II. Lineage: Eukaryota; Metazoa; Chordata; Actinopteri; Siluriformes; Ariidae. Gene Ontology annotation, molecular function: protein binding; zinc ion binding; transcription coregulator activity. The coding region runs from base 1606 to 5454 and encodes 1282 amino acids. The transcript is spliced from 23 exons. The record is from RefSeq and is a predicted model, not a curated record.
GUUUCUGAAUGUUCACCAAGUUUCGCCCUAACCACGCGUUAAGCAUUCUGAUUGGUUAUGAACAGGAUAUUUUUUUCAAAACCAAUAGUUUCAUGUCAUAUUGAUCGACAUCGCUGGUCCGUCAAUGAGAGCGCAGUAAUUCUUGCAAUUUGUUCGCUUAGUGGUUACUGACGCUGUCCGUUAAUGUUUUGUAAAAUUGCACGAUAGUAUUCUGUGUAUAUUCUAUGGAAGAGAUUGACUUCUUGUACAACCAAUUGUAACCGUUCACAACGUGUCGCAUUUGCUUGUGAUUGGAGCAAAUCUCCGAGUGGGCGUGACCUUAGCAGGACAGCCAGCUGAGUUUUUAUGACGAUUUGAAAAUGGCGGCGAAAGGAUUCGCCAGUGGAACUUUAUCAUGAAUACACAGAGAGCAGAGCAGAGCUGUCCAAACGGCAUACGAUAAUUUCCCCUCAGUACUGAAAAAGUUGAUAAAGAAACCUCAACUGGAACGCAUGUGUUGUUAAUAGAGGAACGCUUGGAGAAUUUUACGGUGGGGAUUUUGAGGCCAAGUUAGCGAAGUUCGUUAAAAAUAACAAUAAGUGUUUCAGUGGGAUAACGUUAGAACUUAAACGCUUCUAAACUGGUGCUAAUGCUAGCUAGUCUGUACAGAUAACGCGAGAUGCGCUACUUUAAUUGUUUUUACAUUUUCCCCCUGAGUUGUCAUGUUUUGGCUUUUUAUCCUUGAUAAGUGGUGUUAUGAACGUAUUCCUGACGCGAUAUUUAUUUAAAACUGAAGCGAAAGAAAUAUCACGGAAGCUAUGUCUCUUCUAGCCAGAUAGCUAACUUGGAUAGCUGUUAGCUACUUUUGCCGAUGCGUUCGGUGUUGGGAGCUAAGCGCGAGCUAAUGCUAACGCUAAUGCUAAUCCGUUUCACAGCGCCCAGUCGUUUUGUUUUGGUGGGGCAAUGGUUCACUUCAGUGGAGGGUAGUUAGCUUAGCCAGAAUAUUCAACACAGCUUGUGAAUUGAAGUUCCUGUAGUGUUUUUGUUUUUUAUUUUUUAACUAGUGUUUUAAUAUAAAGUGUGUGACAAGAAUGGUGCCUUACUGUGGCUCAGAUCUGGCUGGAUAACAUUUGUUAUUAAAUAGACCAGCUGAUCAGGGUUCAGGUCAAUAAAAACAGUUCAAUAAUUUUUUUAAGCUGCCUGUAACGUAUAGCCAACUAACUAGCAAGUUAUAAUAUCGACCUGUAUUUUAAACACUACUGAAUUCAGGUAACUUUAUACAUAGUGUCAUUUUUAACGAUUUCUUAAUUAAACUGUUGGGUUGGUUGUGUGUUCGUUACGAAGGUGGUUUUAUUUUUUAAAUCAUAGCUUAACUAACCAUUUUCAGUUAGUUAAGAUUUGACCAGCGAGUAUAGGUGAGAGCUGGUGUCUUUCUGUGGGAAUUAUUAUUUUUCCGUGACAGACUCUGGAUAUGGAAGAUCCAAAUCCACGAUACAGCAAACGACUGGUCUUGUUGCUGGUGUUAUUGUUGAGUCCAUACUUGCUGUUGGAAUGCCAAAUCUGUGCACCCUAUUGUACACCUGAUGAUAAGGUUACAAAAACCUAGAAGAAAAAUACAAAGAAGUCAUGAGUUUCAGGUCAAGUGAGAUGAAGCGGUCAGGCACGCGGCGACGUUACCAUGACGAUGGGAUCUCUGAUGAUGAAAUCGAGGGGAAAAGGACCUUUGACUUGGAGGAGAAGGUAUACAGCGAACGCUUUGGUUCUGACAGACUCAAACGCAUGGAAGGCAAAGAUUUCACAUUUGAGUUCAUCCAGAGAAGCGGGCUGAGGGAUCCAAUCAUCUUUGAACGACCAGACGGACUUGGAAUCAAAAUGCCAGGUCCAGACUUCAGUGUGGGUGAUGUGAAGAUGUUUGUGGGCAGUCGGCGAAUGAUUGACGUGAUGGAUGUGGCUACUCAGAAGGGCACAGAGAUGUCUAUGGCUCAGUGGAGGCGAUACUAUGAGACCCCUCCUUCCCAGAGAGAGAAGCUGUACAAUGUCAUCAGCUUGGAGUUUAGCCACACCAAACUGGAGAAUUUAGUCAAACGACCUGCAACGGUGGACAUGAUAGACUGGGUGGAUAAUAUGUGGCCACGGCACUUAAAGGAAAGGCAACGAGAUUCCACCAACUCCAUCCUUGACAUGCAGUACCCGAAAGUGCAAAAAUACUGUCUGAUGAGCGUGCAGGGCUGUUACACAGACUUCCACAUAGACUUUGGGGGCACAUCUGUGUGGUACCACAUACUGCGAGGAUGCAAGAUAUUUUGGUUGAUUCCUCCGACACCACAGAACCUGGAGCUCUAUGAGAACUGGGUGUUGUCUGGAAAACAAGGAGACAUCUUCCUUGGAGACAAGGCCACAGAUUGCCAACGGAUUGAGCUCAAGCAGGGCUACACAUUUAUUAUACCAUCAGGCUGGAUUCAUGGAGUGUACACGCCUGUGGAUACACUUGUCUUUGGUGGAAAUUUCCUACACAGUUUUAACAUCCCCAUGCAGCUCAAUAUUUGCAACAUUGAGGACAGGACACGGGUGCCAGCUAAAUUUCGCUACCCAUUUUAUUAUGAGAUGUGUUGGUAUGUGCUGGAACGGUAUGUGUACAGUCUGACCAACACCUCCUACCUCAUCCCCGAGUUUCAGAAACACUCUCUAGGCAUCGGCCUUAAGCAAGAAUCCUCCUGUUCUGAAGCCCUGAACGGUCAUGUAAAGGAGGAAGAUGAUCCUCCCUCUCCUCCAGUUCGUCCAGGGAUGAAAGUUCAUAUGACCCCUUUUGAGCUGGAGGGUUUAUGGAAUUUGCUGGGAAAACUAGAAUCUCUUCCCUCACACAAAAAGUGUGUUCCUGCAGGAAUACACAAUGCACCGGCCUUGCUCCAUGACGUACGGGCUUUACUUAAAGAACAUGCUAAUGAUAACCCUAAAUUUUCAUACACUGGAAGACCCAUUGUUAAAUGGCCAAAGAGGCCGUCCUGGUACCAGCCUCCCCCACCCCCUGCUCCAGUAGGUCGUCCCAAAUUAGCCACCACUUCAAUUAUCCCUCGUCCAACAAAACCAGCCUCCUCAAUGUCAGCGCUGCGGCGGCGGCGUGUGCGCUGUAAACGCUGUGAGGCAUGUCUGCGGCCAGAAUGUGGCGAGUGCAAUUUCUGCAGAGAUAUGAAGAAGUUUGGCGGCCCUGGCAAAUUGAAACAGACGUGUAUUCAUCGCCAGUGUCUUGCUCCUGGCUUGCCCCUCUCUGCAGUAUGUGAAAUUUGUGAAGAAGGGAACCAGGAUACUGGAGAAGAACUGAUGGAAUGCUCCAAUUGCGCGCAGAUUGCCCAUCCUAGCUGCCUAAAGGUGCCAGGUGAGGGUGUUGUAAACAAAGAUCUGCCCAGUUGCUGGGAAUGUCCCAAAUGCGUUCUGGGCAAAGACACAGACUCUGAGUCGUCGGGCAGCGGUGAUGACCUCACGACUCAGGAGGGGUCGGGGGGGCUGAGGGGCGAGGGCGGGGCGUGGCACGGGGUCGGGCGGCCCCCUUCCUCUCUGUCACAUGGGUCGCUACGGAAACAAGUGGCGGCCCCAGAGCAGCAGCUCAGGAAGAGGAACAAACUGGAAGAAAGCAAAAUGCAUAAACGCAAGUCAUCCUCGGUGGAUCCUCGCGUGGCAAAGAUCUACCGCAGACACGGAAUGGAUUCAGCCAGUGAUGAUGAGGACGGAGAAGGAAGGAGAAAGCUCGCGCUUCACUCAAGGGGUGCAAUAUCUGCUCGCCGUAGUUUUGGAUCCAGUAGGCGGGGUCUAUUAAGAGGCUCAUCACAGCGAGGGGGCAGAGGGAGUGGUGGCAUGACCCCAAAUUCCUCCUCGUUGAAACUGAGGCGUGGACUUGGUGUAAGGGGUGAGCGUGGCAGUCGUGUUCGUUUACGAGGUGGGUCCAAAAUGCAGCGAAGGCGUUAUGAAACUGACGACGAAGACGACGAUGAGGAUGAUGACGAUGAUGACGACGAAGAUGACGAGGAGGAGGAAGAGGAUGAAAGUGAAGAAGAAAGGCACAUGGGCAGGUCUGAAAAAGAGCACCGUUCACGGCGUCGGCGGCGCAGAGGUGAAGAGGAUGAGGAGGAGGAUGAAAGUGAAGACCAAGACUUUGAUGGAGAAGAUGAAGAGAUGGAGGACCUGGAUGAUGGUGGGGAGGAAGAUGAGGACGAUGAGGGCGAGAACCAUUCAGACUCAGAAACUGACCCUCCUGUUCUGCUUGUCUCAGACUUGAACGAUGAACUGUUAAAUGGUUCUUACCUGACAGUCACGUUGCAGCGCCCAUCCAAGGCUAAACGUGAUCCUGGGUCUAUUGUACCCAAACUGGAGGCAGCCAUGUCUCCUCGCACUCCUGGUAAUGCUGAUUUACUCCAGCGCAAGUCCCUUCAGAAGUAUCGCCAGAAAAAUGGCAGCGCUCUCUCCGCUGGAAAUGGUCUUUCACAGCCCAAACCCAGUCUAGCAUCAGGCCGUCAUACACGAUACAGGAGUAUGAAUCUUGAUGGUAGAGCCUCACCUUCCUCCACCUCCUCUCGCUCUUCCAUUUCUCCUCCUCCCCCUCCCCUGACAUCCACUACUGGCACCUCCCCUCCUUCCCUUCUCACUCAUCCCUCAUUCCGGGAUGUGGGAAAUGAGCCAGGGUGUGAGAAGGAGGUUUGGGUGUCGGUGUUUCGCUACCUGAGCCGAACGGAACUGGCUGUGUGCAUGCGGGUUUGCAAGGCCUGGUACAAAUGGUGUUACGAUAAGCGCUUGUGGACUCGGAUAGAUCUCAGUAGAUGUCGCUCCCUUAGUGCUCAGGCUCUGUCAGCUAUUAUUAAACGCCAGCCUGUCACACUUGACCUGUCAUGGACACCUGUGUCCAAGAAACAAAUCACCUGGCUUAUCCACCAUCUCCCAGGACUGAAGGAUCUGGUCCUGUCAGGCUGUUCAUCAUCAUGUCUUUCGGGCUUGAUUUCUCAGAGCAUCCCUUGUCUCCGCACGCUAGACCUGUGCUGGGCCGAGAGCGUUAAAGACUCUCAGCUCAAAGACCUCAUCACUCAGUCAGGUAGUGAAACUCGCAGCAGGCUGAAAGGCUUGUUAACUUUGCGGUUAUCUGGUCUGGAUGUGAGUGACUCAACACUGAAGCUGAUGAUCAAACACAUGCCAUUGCUGAGGAGGUUAGACCUGUCGCAUUGCCCAGUCCUUACAGACCAGUCCAUCAGCCUGCUUACAGCCACUGGCUCCAACACACGCACCACACUCCGAGAGUUCAACCUCGCAGGUUGUAAUAAGCUAACAGAUGUGUGCCUGACUUAUAUGAAGCGCCUCUCAGCUCUAACUCUUCUGGACUUGCGGGGCUGUAAGGGUGUAACACGACACGGCUGUGAAAACUUCAUUUCUGACCUUUCCUACUGCACCUUCUUCUGUCUGACUGAGGAUAAACUCAUCCAGAGGAUAUCUUAACACAGAUACGCACAUACAGCACACAUGCUCUAAACUGGUGUGCUCUACGGGCUCCAUCAUAAUGCUCCGACAAGAUACCGAGCUCCCUCACAGAGUCUGGUUGGGCAGGAGGAUGGAGGGAUGGAGGCUGCGCCCCUGGGGAGAAGAUGAACGCACAUAAUCUGAGGAGAGUUGUGUUCUUUUGUGCCAUGCAUUCAGGCUCAUUCAAAGCGACUUGUAAAGAAGAUAUUAAGGUUCUUGUGAUCAAAUUGGAAAUCAAAACGUAUUGAUCCAAACUACCUGGGUGACUGAGAGAAGUCCAAUCUUCAGAAUAUAGUGAGGCGAGGUGUUCAAGAAUGUUGGCUACAUACGGUGGUUUCAGGUGUGGCUCUUGUGAUACUGUAAACCAGCAUUACCAUGAUCGGGGGGAAAAGGAACCAACCAUGGUGCAAUGUGUGACAGUUUGCCAGCAAUUCAGGAGGCAAUGACAUGCACUUAAAUUUGAGUGCCACGAAAUGUAACUCUGACUGACCUGACAUCCCAUAUAGUCCCAAUUAUAAACGCACACGCAGUGUUUUUGUCUCUCUUCUUUUUUUUCUUUUUUUUUUCUUUUCUCUUUUCUGUCCUGUGUGCCCACAGAUGUCAAGCUCUGAUGUCUGGGCUAACGUUUUCUAUUUGUAUGGCUUUACCAACAUAUUCUACUACACUUAGUAAAUUGCAUCAAGUUCUACUUAGGCCUUUCCCCCCCUCCCCCCACCCCAAGUUGUCUUUUCUUUUAUCUUUGUGAUAACACUUUACCGGUGUUUGUCAGUUUUCUUCCAUAUCACCAUCUUCCUCUGUACAUUUGCUUGGUUGUUUAUAGUGUACGGUGUGGUUUUUUUUUUGUUUUGUUUUGUUCCCCCCUUCUAAAGCAAUGUCUUAAGUGCACCCUGUAGCAACACAAUGUUUGGGUUUUUUUCCUUUUUUUUUUUUUUUUGCAAGAAAAGGGUGGAAGAAAUAAAUAAAUAAAGGUCACAUUUCCUGUGAGAAUUGUGGCAAAAGUGAACAA